AUGUUCUUGAACAAUAGCAGCGAAAAGCAGCCCGAAUCAAAUUUGAUAGAUAUCUUACGACCCUUCAUUUUAAAUUGUAUCGUGUUCAAGACCAAAGGCGUAAAAACUGAAUGGAUGACUUACCGUAUGGUACCAAAAAAAGGGCAAGUCAUGAUCCCAGAUUUCGUCUUGUAUUUGGAUACACUGACUGCCACCAAAUUUGAGCUGUUCGUUGUUGAAGAAAAAAAGCCGGGAAAUUUUUCUAAUGGUCAUUUGGAAACAGACCUCAUAAAGUUUGAAAAAGAAAUGCAGUUGGCUUUGGACAAGCUCAUCGAAAAGAAGGUAAAGGAUCCGGAGGUUGUUGCUCUAAUAGUUGAAGGCUACAAAGUAACAACUUUUAAGAUGGACUUACGAUACAACGGACAAUAUCGAAUGAUUGAGUUGAGCAGUUUUUUCGUUGCUAUCAUUCAAGGCACACUGGAAAGAUUAUAUAAAGCUAUCCAGGGGCUAGAAAGUGAAGAUCAUAGAAGUUAUAGAAGGGGGUUUUGUGGAAGUCCUGUUGCUACAAUAGGACUAAAAUGCCGUCCUAAGCAUCGACCUCCUAAACAUUCUACUCCUCCUCAUCACCCUGGCCGUGGAAAACCUCCAACAUCGCCUCAUCACGAUGAUCCCGGCAAGCUUCCUCCUCCUCUUCACAAUGGAUCUCAUCAUCCUCCCCCUCGUGAUAGACCUGGUCAUGAUGGUCAGUGA
This is a messenger RNA of Mycotypha africana, 729 nucleotides long. RefSeq lists its product as uncharacterized. Bases 1 to 729 code for a protein of 242 amino acids. The transcript is spliced from 5 exons. The record is from RefSeq and is a predicted model, not a curated record. Lineage: Eukaryota; Fungi; Mucoromycota; Mucoromycetes; Mucorales; Mycotyphaceae.